Lentinula edodes (shiitake mushroom) is the source of this 310-nucleotide messenger RNA. RefSeq lists its product as uncharacterized. The transcript is spliced from 3 exons. Lineage: Eukaryota; Fungi; Basidiomycota; Agaricomycetes; Agaricales; Omphalotaceae. The annotation marks the transcript as partial. The record is from RefSeq and is a predicted model, not a curated record.
AUGGCCACUGCUUUUUACACUGUUGAAUGGAUUGCUCCUAUGGAACCCAACCCUAGGACAUCUCCCUUUGAUCCUGAUCUAUUGAAACUAUUAUAUGCUUAUUCUCCUCCUGCUGUCCGAUACUUCCACGUGCCCACCAUGGGUGGUAUCAGAUUGAGUUGGAAAGCAAAGGAAGAUGAGCAUGAUGCUGAACAAGUCACCCUCCGUCUUGAACAAUAUUCCUCUGCUGCCUUCCAAGCUGCUGGAUUUGAUUUAACUGCCAGGAAUUUGCUUUUCCUUAAAAACCAGAACAUACGGAACUAUAUCAUUA